Molecule: messenger RNA, 1812 nt
Organism: Knipowitschia caucasica
Lineage: Eukaryota; Metazoa; Chordata; Actinopteri; Gobiiformes; Gobiidae
Source: the annotation of a GenBank genome assembly
AUGUGCUCUUAUUUUGAAAUCCCGCGUCUGUCUGUGGUCCUUCCCUCUGAGCCGCGGAGGUCAAACUCGGCGGAGAACUCCCAGUCUGAGAUGUUGAGAUCAGCUGCUCUGCGGAUGGUGGAUCUGCCGCUGUCCGUCUAUGGCUCUCUGACUCAGGUGAGUGUGAGUCCCGGUACCAAGCGCCUGAUAGCAGCCACAGCCUUCGGGGCGGUCUCUCUGCUGUACCUGGCGCGGCGCUUGCAGAGGAGGAAGAGCCGAAAGAGGAGACCGGCCCCAACACAGGACUGGGACCAGGUGGACUUUGAGGCGUUAGCCAAAGCCUCAGCACAGCGGCGCAGCGGUACAUCUGGGCCUCCUCCUGAAGCAGAGCCGUCUUUGCCGCUGCACAAUGGGAGCUCCACGGGUUUGGUCAUCACCACCAGAAGCUACAGAGCUCUGUCCGGCUCCCUGCAGAGUCUGGCCUCGGUUAAAAGCGUGACCUCCUCCAGUAGCAGCACCUGUGCCAACGAGUCCUCGUGUUGGGACCGACCAGAGGACCUGGGCAGCGUGUUGAAUCUGCCUGUGACCACGCCGGAGAACCUCUAUCUCAUGGGUAUGGACCUGUUCGAGGAGGCUCUGAGACGCUGGGAGGAGGCUUUGACUUUCCGGAGCAAACAAAGUGACGAUGAUGAUGAUGAUGAUGACUGUGGAUCCAUCAAAGCUGGAGACGCCAUCGCAGAACAGAGCAUGGAGGAUGUGAUCAGUGCAGAGUUUGUCCACAGACUAAAGUCUCUCCUGCAGAGAGCGUAUCAUCUACAGGAGGAGUUUGAAGGAGUCCUGGGCAUGUCCGCAUGCAGCAGCCAAGCAGAGAAAAUGGCGGAGCUGUUGUCCAGUGAGGAUGUGGACGAGGCGUAUCUCAGAGACAGCGUCAGCAUCGCAGACUCCACAGACUCCUUCGUGUCGGCCGCGGAGACUGAACAGAGAGAGCUGCGGAACGUUCUGGGCCAUCAUCCGUUUUACGACGAGGCUUUUCGCUCGGCAGAAGAAGGAAACAUCACCUGCAGAGUCCUCAGGACAGAGAUGUUGGAUUGUCUCGGAGACCUGGACUUUCUCGCAAAGUUGCACUGCGUUCGAGAAGCCUGCGAGCUCAUUUUGUGUGAAAGAACCACUCGAAUGUUUUUGGCUGAAACAGGAAAGAAAACGUUGUCCUCGAUCAUCGUGACGGCUCAGAAGAAUCCAAAACGCUUUGAAGAAGUUUUUGAGGAACUCAUUUCAUUCCUGGAAAACUCCGAUCACUGGGAAAACACGGAAGUGGAACUGGCAACACGAGGGGUGAAACAUCUGAACUUCUUCGACAUCGUUCUAGACUUUAUUCUGAUGGAUUCUUUUGAGGAUCUGGAGAAUCCUCCGAUCUCGAUCCAGAACGUGAUCGGGAACAGAUGGCUCAACAGCUCCUUCAAGGAAACGGCGGUGGCAUCGAGCUGUUGGUCUGUGCUGAAACAGAAGAGACAACAUAUGAAGGUCCAGGACGGCUUCAUUGCUCACUUCUACAGUGUGUGUGAACAGAUCAGUCCAGUUCUGGCCUGGGGCUUUCUGGGCCCAAAGACUUCUCUGCACCAUCUCUGCUGCUUCUUCAAGGACCAGGUGCGCUGCUUCCUGAGGGACAUCUUUGACCUGGAGAAGGUGCGGUUCGUCUCCGUGGAAACGCUGGCGGAGGAUAUCCUCCGGUUGCUGCACAGACGCUCAGAGCUGCUGCUGGCGUUUGUGGGAGAAGAGUCACUCGACAACCUCAACAUCUGCAACAACAACAACGAGCUACACCCGGAGCUCUGA